GACAAAUCCUCGGGAGGACCCCCCAUGCCCAUAGACCCGAAAACCCACCACACCUCAAUGACUUGGCCCGCAUUUGCUUGUUCAAAAAUGUUCAUCCCUCUAGAACUAAAUUUGUCGAGUUUAUUAGCUUGAUUUUUAACAGGGACGGAGUUGCUGUUGCAACGCUAGGAUACGUUUGAAUUUUAUUCUAUUUUCAGAUUUAUCGACUUCUAUUAUCUUUCUCUAAUGGAAGCUUCUUAGCAGUUGCAAAGAUAAUAGAUAUGUUUGAAUGACGUUGCCAGAGUGAGGAAAAGGUACAGAUCGAGUUUAUGGAAUUGAAAAUCCCAGUCGACCUGAUUCGAGGAUGCACUAACCUCGUGUCUAUUUGAAGGGAAGUACGACGCUUUUUCUGAUAAUUUUCUGGUUGGAUAUCUUUUCGAGGGACUCUCACAGUAUGCCGCUCCCGCUAGAAACAUGUAGCUUUAUGAUCCCAAGAAAAUGUGAAUGACCGCCAAUGUUUGGUGCAUGCUCCUACUGGAUGUUCUCCUACAGCAGCAGAGUUUUGCGCUUCUUGGGUCCUGAGCCAAAACUACUACUUGUACUUGUUGUAUCUACUGGCUCACCUUCGGCUGCUUUUUGACGUUAGUAGCUGCAGCAACGCCUCGCAGGUCGUAAUGGUGUGCCCUCGCUUUUCGUUGCUGGAGCAGUAGAAGUUCAAGUGCAUACGGGCAACCUUUUCACGAGAACGAUUUUGCUUCCCAGCUUCGUGUUCGAUUGGCUGGCUUAGAGAUCAAGAUGGCGGCCAGCAUGCAGAUGCAGGUAAGCAAAGUGAAGACGACGCUGAGUUCGCAGAAGGCGAAGGCAGUGACGCUCUUCGCUUCACUCCUCGGGCGCAAAAAGCGUGCCCCCGCGGAGCAGACGCCGAAGUCAAAAAAAGAAAAACGUCCCCGCAGUCGAGAGAGCGGCGAAGAGGAGGAGGAUGAGGAGCAAGAAAUCGAUGAUUAUGAGGAGACCGAAGAAGAGAAACGUCGCAGAAAGAGGAGAGAAAAGGCAGAAGAAAGGUAUUCUCGCUAGCUGUACACUUAGGAGUAUAUUGUGUUAGGUCGUUGUCUUACUCAGUUUGUUAUCAUUUCAUGGCUAAGAAUCAGCUGGAGCGAAUGACCUACUUUGACGUCAUGUUUGAUUCUAUUCGUUUUCACACGUGACCCACCAGGGCGCGCGCAUUGGACUCCAGCAAGAGUCCAGAAGAGAAGGAGCUGGAUGAAAAGUUGAGGCAGAUGCAGAAAUUUAAGAAGAAGCUAAAAAUUGAGAUAAAGCGCUUAGGCGACAGUCCGGGUGAAGUCACUGGUUUUGAAAUGGACCGAACUGCCGUCCUCACCGCGAAGAAGCUUUUUCGCAGCGAAGACAUCAACUGCAUAGAUGAGGAGGACCGACCGACAACGCCUGAGUCAGGAGAAGAGAAGCACAACGAGCGCAUUACCCUACAACGGAAAAUCAAGCUCAAGAGAAUGGGGAGUAUCAUUCGUCACAUUUUUUAUAUAUAAUUUACUCUCAACUACAACAUGAAUUUAGAUACAAGUCGCUAAAUUUCUGCACGACUCGUAGUUUAGCAAAAACAUGCUUCAGUACAAAUUCCAUUCACACGUACCUCCUUCAACAGGAAGCGAGAAGCCUAAGCCAGAGGACCGCUUGAAAACACGUCACCGAAUCUUACAACCUCUGUCGGAUACUGUGCGUCGCGAAAUACACAAAAAAUUCCAGAAAGAGGAGAAGGAAGAUGAAGACAUCUUUGCCGACGAAACCCUCGACGACCUUAAAGUGCGCGUGCUGCUCGACCUAGGAUUUACUUAUGGCUUGCUGGUGUACAGAUGGACAGGAUUCGAAUAAUCGGAUAUUGUGGCUUUUGUCCUUCCUGUGGCAGUUGUGGGAGUUCGCCUUUGUCUGCGAACUUCAUGUUGGCUUUUAGCCUUCAAGGUAAGAUGUCGCCUAGGUUAGUCGUACAUGGAGAAUCUUUUUACAACCGGUAGUCAUUAUGACUGAGACUUCAUGAUGAGAUCAUGCACUGCGUUUUUACUCGAUAUUGUAAAGCGAUGAGGGCUCCCCUAAUCUCCAGCCGAUGAGCUGUACGAUGAUCUUGGUGACCCAAAAGAAUUUACACGGAAGCAACUCAAGGACAUGAUCCGGAAGCGGAAUAGCGAGCUACAAUUUAAACUGGGUGAAACCCCCACUAGAAAAUGGAGAGACGACAAACGCUUCUUUGGUGAAAGAGAGUAUUUGGGGAAUAGUAUUCAAAGACGGAGAUUGACGGAUGACGACUACGACCGUGAGGACGAGGUACUCGUUUGUAGCACGAGGAUGUUGAUGAUGUUUCCUCACUCAUAAAAGUACACACGUCCGCUUCGUAUAAUUUCUCUAACUUCUACUAAAGAGCCAAGUAAGCGCACAUCAAAUGCACAUCGUGUCCAGGAACACAAAGAUGAGCCAUGCAUUGUCUCAUUCAAUAGUGACUGACCAACUCAAAUUCGCACCAGGAAAUGUACGAUCGUUACGUGGAUGGUUUCAGUAUGUGGGUUGAGCAACAGAAAUGGAAUCAGUAUUACGAAACAUUAGCGGGCACCCUAGAGGAAAGGUUGCAGGAGGAGAUGGAACGCUACGACCGUGAGCGUGGUGGCAUUGGAGAACAGGAGUCGCUGCAGCGAAUGCUAUGUGCCCUGUCUAUCUACCUCUCCUAGCGAGCCCUUGUUCCGCGGCUGACUUUGAUACAGCUACAAGGCUCUCUAACUAUGUACUGUUCUGAAUUUCAUGUCGUGUUGGAUGGUUCGUUGGUAGCAUGGCGGUUUUUUUCUCUGCUCUUGUUCCUCUAAUCUUGAAGCAUUCCUUGUCCCCACGCGCCCGACAGAAACUGAAGUACAAGCUACAAGAGCAUGAUCCCGACACGUUCCCUCUGCCUGAGGUGUGUGGAACAGAGUUGCGAACGAAAAACUGGAAGGAAGCUAAAGAGGCGGGUCUACUUAGCGAAGGGGGCGCUGGAGGUUAUGGCUCGGAAUUAAUAGACUUAGACUCAACAUACGUAUUUAUAUAUUAGAUUUCAUUGCGUCCGUGUCGUUGUGCUUCAGCCAGAGACAUUGAUGCAUCGUGAUGAAAGUGACGAUGAUUUUGGUCAUGUAGGUAGCCUUAGCCUUGAGACUAGUAGUAAUUGCCGCCAUUUAAUAACUUUAAACUUGAGUGAACUGAAUCUGAAUAUUCAACUCAAUUUUAGUCUAUGUCUAACUCCCUACUUUAUAAGAUGACUCUUUAUUUUGCAAGAACUUAAACCUUCUUUCUUUUCCUUUUCUAAGCACUGGUAAACUUGCGGCCACCCGCUCCUCCACCAAUGCCGACCCGUGAGUUCUAUGAAGUUUCUGGGGCACGAGAGAAGAUACGGACCCCGCGUUCCGACGGCAGUCUUUCGGAGGGAGAACAAGAAAUUCGGCAGCUAGCCAAGCGCGAUAUGGAAGAUUACUUACUUUCAAAUGCCGAUUGUCUGGAUGUACCCUCUCCAACAAGAAUCCAGAGCUUCGGGUACUACGAUCAAGAGGGUGAGUUCAAAGACCCUACUUCUGCAUUGGCAAACUCUUCGCGAACUCUGCGGUUAACCACAAGUAAUCUCGACUGGUUAGGUGGUUUCGGUGGCAAGGCAGGUAGUCAAGAAGAAGGGACACUUGAGGACGACAGCUCGGAGGAGUUUUACUUGAUGAAUCCACACAAGAAGCGGCCCGAGAAAAAACACAAGGGCCAUACGCGCGCGGCGUAUGUGCGACCACCUAUUGACGCCGAGGAUGUGGUCGGGGGGCGCACGAGUCUAAACUUGGCUGCACUCACCGGUCUCCAGGAAGGACAAGGGAUGUUUUCGCGCAGCCACAUUUUAGGGAUCGAAGGCGAGGGUGUGUUGUCCGAGGACGAGCGAGCGGCGUCAGACGCCGAGUUCGAUUGGAAAGCCGCUUCUGGUGUCAAGGCGAUAAAAAAAGACGGCAAGGAAAAUGAAAGCCAGAAGAAAAAGGACAAAGCCUCGAAAGGUGCAGCCAAAGUUACAGAAGGCCAGCACUCCUCGCCACCUCCAGCUGCGCGACGGCGGCGCGACUAUGCUGAGGAUCAGCUUGAAGAUUUCACCAUGCAUGGCGAAUUGCAUCGCGUGAGCAGGCGGCGACUUCUCGAAGGCGACCACUCAUCACCGGACGGAGGCAAGAGGAAACCAAAGAUACGCAUUCAGACUGGAGAGGAGGAGGAUGGGCAAGCACCGGCACCAGGCGAAGAAGCAGUCGAUGGCAAGCCCCCGAUCGAUGAAGCUGCAGCAGCUGAUAACCGUCAUGAAGCUGCUUCAGCGCCUGCUGCUGAAGACGCGAGCGGGCAUCCGCAAGCAGCCGGCGACGAGGAUAACGCGGGGAACGACGGCGGCGACGAGAUGAGCGGGAACAAGAAGAAUGUCCGCAAGAAAAAGCGCAAAAAAGGGAGGGAUGGUGGAGAGGCGGACGACGACGAUGUUGAGGAUGAUGCAGAAGACGAUGAGAACGGUGCAGGAGCGGGAACUAACGGCGACAAAGACCACACUAACAGAUUUGACCCCAGUGACCUCUACACAGACAAACCACCAUCUUCGAGUCACGAUAAGACUGAAUCAGAAGACGCAGGUAGCCGAUUAGAAUUCACGAGUCCGUCGGACAAUGCCCCAGCCGAAACUGAAAAGAAGAAAGCUCGCGCUUCUCCGAUAAAGCGCGGUAAAGGGGCGCCUGGUCCGGCUGAAGAAGAGAUCUUCUUGAAAUGGUCGCGACCACCAGAGACAGCACCCGACGCAGAGUUCCGGUUACCUAAGCCUCCGCUGGCGUUGAGCAUAGAUUUCGACCAGGCAUUAAAGGACAUUAAGACCACAAAAGAGCUACACGGAAAAGCGCUGGAUAAGAAGCAAAAGUUUGGCGCACGCAUGAUCGCGAACCAUGCACCCAAUGCAAAAAAAUAUCUCCAGUAUAAGGACGAGGUCGCCAAGCUCGUAAGAAUAGCGAAAUUUCGGGCUGACGAGAUACGAACGCGCCAAUACAAGCGCAAGAAGGAGGAAGAACCGCCACCAAAAUCCAACAUACGCGAUCCGAGCAGCUGGGUUCGCGUUUUUCAUUUUCCCUCGAUGAGAGCAAGCUAUUAUCGCUACGAAGCAUACAAUUUUGUCUUGCAUGCUCUGGACGCUACUCUCGACGUUGUCCCCUGUUCCAAAGCCAAUUUCAACGUCUUUCAAGAGAAGAUGGCGGAAGGCGAGGAAAAAAUGCGACAAGAAAAAGUAUAAUUGUUCUUGCGCACGAUUUUCAUUGGUUAUUGAUUUGACGUAUUUUUUGUCGUUGAUCGUGAUUCUGAUUCCUGACCAAGACAAUCACAAUCGGCGUAUUAAGACUGAAGGAAGUUGUUUCAUCAGUUUCUUUCAGUUUGUCCCCAUGAUGAUAAUCACUUCUCUACUCUCGACUGACUCAGGAGCGACGAGCGCGCAUGCAGGAGCAAGAGGUAGCUCGGCAGGAUCAGCGCGAACGCAACAAAUCACGGCGCAUCAGCUUCGACAUUGACAAGAAUCCAGCCGGCAAUGAAGAGGGGGCACACUUUGCUCCACCGCCAGAAGGAGAUCAUGCUCAAGACGUUCACUACAACAAUAGCAACACUUCUCAACCCUUUAUGGAGGGGCGACAUGAGGCGCCGGCAUACGACGGCUCACCGGGGCAGGCGGGUUCAUCAAGUGGAGGUAGCUCGCCUUUUCGCCAGGGUUUUUCUUCGAUUAUGGCUGGCGCAGGCAGUUCGCUUGUGAAACAAGGCACGUCUCUCUUCAGCACGAGUGGUGCGGCAGCCGAGAGUGAAAAGCGAGCAGCGGAGAUGGCAGCUGCGCAACAAGCGCCUUUGUUGCCAAUUCUCCGCAACCGGCACGAGGCGGGUGACGCUCCGCCACUGAAGAAGCUGCCAAAUAAUUUGGGUCGCUUCGGCGGAAAGCUGGCGCUCACCUCAGGUGAGGGGUCGCUACCGCGUACUGAGAAAGAAUGGGGCCGCGAAAAGGUGCGACUGGGUGGGCAUUUCUCACCAGAGAAGAACCAGCUCCUUAGGCUUAACGAAGACAAGAUCGACACGUCCGCAUGGGGAGGCCUUCAAAGGUUAUGGCGUGACGUUCCUAAUAAAAUUAGAAGCUUGAUGACUCUGAUUUGGUUAUGUUGUAGUCAGAAGGAUAGAGUCACUGAGUCCCUCUUCUUGUAAGUAUACUUUCGAGGCCACCUGACGCUUCUGAUUAUACUAGAAAAAAGCCUCUGGGUCCAUUGCGUUUGUGAGUUGCCAUGAUGAUCAUUCUAAGAUGUGAAGCGGCACGGGCAAAGCUGCAGCACACGGGCAAGAUGGAGCGGGCCAUGAUCAAAAUCAAGAUGCUUCAGAAAUUUGGUUAUGACAUAUUUUGUAUCUAGUUGCUAACACUACCAGGAAGCUACACUUCUCCCAUCUGUUUUCCUGAAAUUAGUUGCUGGAAGUUGCCGCGUCAACUCUGUUUGCGUAGUUUGCGUUACUGAACAAAACUAGGUAGCCUGCAAUUCCACGGCCGUCACUUGUGAUAUACCGUUGGAACUGCUCCGUCUUGCAGGUAGACGAGUAGUGCUACUUGUGCCGCCAUGAUGAUGAUAGGUAGCCCCUUCCCUUUUCAUCUUCUCGCCGCUGAGCAGCGUGAGAAGGAACGGCAUGAGGAGGCCCGCAAGAUGAUGCUGAUGCCGAAGGCCAUAGUUAAUGAACGAUUCGAUGCAAAUUUUAGGGCGCCGAACGCGUGGAAAAAGACACUGGAAGACGUUAGAGAAGCAACGAAUUUACGGCGUGAAGACGUCAACCGGCGCGUGAAUAUCGAGUACGGAGGAACGGGCAAAAGUGCUUUGAAUCUAGGCGGCAACCAGGAAAAUAUGACAAUGUCGAAGCGAAGGCGCGCGCAUUUCCACGUAUUGGAUCCCUUCACCGGACUGCCACUGGUCGAGACUGACGCUGACAACGAGUCAGCGUACACCGAAUCCUCGGAGGGGGAGUCAAGGCCGAACAGCCGGGCACAAGGGCGGACGAAUUGUACUGAAAGUACGGAUGUGAAAGAGGCUGACCGGGCAGGCGCGCCGCGUCCCGUGCGGAGUAAACGACGCAAAGCGUACCAGGAAGACGAAGUGCAAAAGGAUUCCGAAGACGAUGUGCCUUUGCAUCAGCGACUACUUAGUUUCGAGGAACUCAAGAGCUCCGCGCAGUAUUACGCCCGCGUGAAAAAGCAGGAGCUCGAGCAAAUCAACAACGUAGAAGCAAAAGUAAGGAAGCGGCGGGAGCUGAGAGAUACGAACAUCAAGGUAGCUGACUACCGGGUGGUAGUGCCCGGAGACGAUAGUGCAAGCGAGUCGGAGCAUGAAAGAAAAGGAAGAAUAAUGCGGUAUUUGACACGAAUUUUAGUGUUUUCAGCAACAGAAAAGAAGAACAAGUGGUGGAUCAAGAUCACUACGGUUUCCUUUGCGAUACCUAGCCUGCCACCAGUAAAGAAGAAGAACUUGUCAAGAAAUACAGGACUACCUAUCCAUCUAUUCUUAGAUAAUUAAAUGCAGUUCGUCUCCAUUCUUCAUUCAAAAUACUUACUUCAUCAGGCGGAAAUCACGGAGAAAGAAAUCGCUGAUGGUAUCCAUGAAGGAGAAACAACGAAAGCGCAAGAUGCAAAGCCACAACUUUUUGGGUGACGUAGUAUGUGCUUUCGUCGAAAUAUCAGCGGAAACACGCGAGCGAAUGCUAAAGCAAUUGCUUGGACAUCGAAAAAUUCUACCGGGUGAAAAAGACAAGUGCGCAGCCACAUGUUGCUUCUUGAGUUACCGUUUCUAUUCUCUACUAGAGGUGAUUGCAAGUUUCGAGGUGUCAGCGAGAAUUAGCGAAGCCAGAUAUUUUGAGCUCUUUCCACCAAAUACGGACGCGGGCGAAAAAAGUAUUGAUUUACGAUAAAUUGAUGUCAAGAUUAUGUCAUUCUUGUAUGCCUUUGCCUGAGCUUGAGCAGAUGAAAAGGCAAUUAUUUAAUUCAAGAUCAAUGUGAAGGUCAAGAAGAAAGAUCAUAAUAUAGGUAUGAUUUUAGUUCACAACUUAAAUGCAUAUAGAUAGGCAUCAAUAAGCAUCGUUGAGGGGAAUAAGACGAGGGAUAUUAUUAAUAAUUGAUGUUUUCUAUCCGGUUACAGCGAUUGGGAGUGUGGCGGUGACACGACGCAUCCGUGAGAUCCUCCAGAUUGCGGAUACCAAGGACGCGGAGCCGCCGCUUCCAUCGACAAAUUCGCUAAGCAUGGGUGAUUUUGCAAAUACAGACGACGGCGAGCGCUUAGCGCGGUAUCGCAAUUUUUCUGCUACGGAAGAACGCAUUGUCCUCGACGAGUGGGGCAACUUGAAGUUGCAGGUCGUAGAUGCAGAGACAACAGACGAGCGAAAGCUAGUAGAACUAGACCGUAGAGCAAGGACUCGUCCCGACGAACACUACGUGUAUUUGGAAGCAGGCAGUGAAGAAGCUCGGUUAGAUUUCAUGAUGGAGAUAGCGGAGGUCGCGCGCACAACGUGGGGACGUGCGCGAAAGCGCCAUGAUAUGCUCCAGCGGUACGUGACGCAGAAAAUUCCCAAAAUACAGCGGGACCUCGCCCGACCUGUGAUUUUGGAUCUCUUCGAACAGGUGCGAGAUGAAAUAGAGAGAACAGUGACGCAGAACCGUGCCAUCGACUUGGAAAGGCUGGAGAUGGAACGAGAGUUCCACAAAAUGCGCGUAGAAAGGCGGCGCCUCGCGGAAGAGGCGCGCAAAGAGGAGCGCCGACGAAAACGCCAGGCGAAGACCAUGACCAAAGACGAGGCUGCCCUCUUGGAGGCCGCAAAAGGAAGUGGUAAUCCAUAUGCAAACUACGACAAGAACGAAAAGCGGCAAGGUGGAGUGAUUGGCGGGAAAGACUGGGAGGAAAGACUCACGAAGGCCGCUGACGACUUGCGCCUAGGCGCAAGAAGUAGUAGCAAAACUGGAUUUCCACACCAGCAGGGCCGCGGCCAAGAUCGGGAUCAGCUGACAGCAACGAGCAACUUCAACGCAGACGCCGAGUACUAUCGGAGUCAGUAUAGUACUGGAGGCGAAACGCUGACUCAGACGAUGCAGACCUUCUCGCACGCGGGUGAUUCAGUGCUGCCCGCUCAGCAAGCGACGGUGACGACGAUGUUUCAAUCCACAGCAUCAUCGCGUAUGGGAGGAAUCGGAGGGGCAGGGGGUCUCGGUGGUCAUGAGCAGCAGAAUCGGAGUGGCGGCAUCCUGAAGUGGAGUAGCCCACCAGGCAUGAACCUAGACGAAGAGCCGGAGGGCGCAAAGCGAAACCGGCACGAACUAGUCUUGUCGAACAAAACGUUGCCGGAACUAGAGGAGGAGCUUGAGUUGGAGCGCGGAGACAUCUCGCCUGCGCAGCAAAGACAGCGAGAACAGGUCAUUGCUUUGACCCGGAGGCGGCGUUUCAUCCUCGGUGUAUUCUACCAAAACAGCUUUUUCCAGCCGGGCAGACAAAUAGGCUACUUCCUCGCCUACAAAGCAGAUGGCAACGGCGCGGAAGUAGUGAUCGACCGCCAACGCGCAGCGGAGUUCGUGACUCUGUACCUCGAAAUCGACACGUCCAAGCGCGCCCUUGAAUUCUUCUCUGACUAUGAGGAGACGUUGCAGCGUAUGCUUCUCGAUAAGAGCGCCAAGAUUGCACGAGCAACUAACGCUGCUUUCGAUAAGAUUCUACGCCAGCUUGCGCUCGCAAAAGAGCUCAUUGCAGCAGCUGACGUCUUGGGUAUCCCCGACCCUGAAGAGGAGGCCGAAAAACUGCGAGAAGAGAGACGCGCGAAGCGCAAAGAGGAAGAUGAUUAUCAGGAAAUGAGGAGAGAAGCUGGACCAGGCGAGGACACACCGUUUGAAGAGGACGAAGAAGAUGAUGAUGCUGAGGAUGAAGAGGUAGUAUAGAUACUAUAGCAUUUUUGCAUUUUUAGAUACACAAGCACCAGAUUCGAAUGGAUCGACUUUUCUGAAAAAUAAGCAGAAGAAGCUACUGAUUUGUAAUUGUAUCUUGUCGUGAGCAAAAACUAAUUUGUCUCAUCGAAACUAGAAGACCUAACCAAAACUCUCACAUCAAAAAUUUUGUUUCAAAUCACUCACUUGAGUGUAAAUUUAGAAAAACUAUAUAAAUAAAAUCAAAAAUUCUUGAAAUAUUCAAGUGGAAAAAAUUUUCGAUUUGAAAUUCGAAAGUUUGUUCAAACUACAACUCAUCAUAACUGUGAUAGAAGCCAAUUGUUUAGAUAUUUUCGCGACAUGUGCUCUUAAUUUGCAAAGAAUGUGAUAAAAUGAGCAUUUCUUGGAUUUUCUGAAGAUCAGUCGCACUUGUUCUGUUGAUGUCUUUCAAAGGUUGAAUUUCGAAGGAUGAGGUGUCACUCUGUCAGAAGAAUUCAUCGAGACAAUUUGACGUUUCAGGAAGACCCGGAUGCCUCGACCGAUUUAGACUCAACUGAGGAAUCGAGUGACGAUGCUGACGAUGGGGAAGUGGAUUUCGAUUUAAACGUCCUUUUGCCGCCGUUGCACCCACGUGCAGAGCUCGCGAAUGAGGUGUUGCGUCGCGAGGACCCGAAGCGACGCCUCUCGACGAGACCGCGGGGCAAACUGAUCGUGAAUCCCGCAACGGGCAAGGAGAUGCUGGCUGCUCCAAAGAACAUGAAGCGAAAGAUACAGGAAGCUCAGGUGAUUGCUGCAGUAUCAGGUGAAUACGCCGCGGAUAGGGCUGAGACGGCACGACUAGACCUCCUCGAAGGCCCGGAGACAUUGACGAACAAUGCAGGCAGUCGUCCAGGUACGAGGGACUCCGAGCGACCGUUGCAAUUUCCACCGCAGCUUGUGGUGAAUAUUCCGCCGUGCAAACUGAAGCGGCGUUUCGAGAAGGCUUUUCCAGACACGAGGACUGGCAGCGCAGAUCGGCGGCAUCGCAGUACAGGGGAGCUAUCCGCACCCGUCCAAAAGAAGAAUCUAGGCAAGAUAGUCGGGGAGGGCAUGACAAGUCAACAGGAAGUAGAGGGCGUGUCGCGAAGCCGGGUAGAGGAUGAGGAGGAAGAUGAUCCACAAGAAGAUGUCUUCGGCUCGAUUGACGACCUCGACUUCUCGAGUAUGGCGCGGAAAAGAACACCAGGCAACAAAACCGACCUCAACGCAACCGGAGGAACUGAUGGUAAACGCUCCACGAACGCGCGCAGCACGGGUGGGGUGCCUUUCCGAAAGGAUCCUGUAGACGAGGAAGACAAUCCCUACGGUGACGAGGAGGAGGACAUGGCGAGUCUAUUUGCCGAGUCGGAGGUAGUGGAGGAAGUGCUCGAAGAGAUCCAGGAGGCGGGGCCGAGUAGCUCAUGCGCUUCAGACUAUCCUGGAGAGCGUCGACAGCUCGACUACGAUGCCACGAUAGGGGACGCGCAAACCACGCUAGUAGCACAGGAGGCUCUAAAAUCGUCGAACGGUGGAACAAUUCUGGCACAAGACAUCGCGUCUUUACUAGAUUUCGCAAGGUCUAGACAAAAGAUGUCGAGGAUACGGGAAGUGAAUCAGAAGAAGCUCGUGAUACCGACGAUCGCGCGAAAACUCGCAAUCUUUGACCAUUGGAACCCAAAUCUUGACCCAAAUCCGCGUACGCUCCUCGGAAUGCUGGCGCUUCAUUACUUCUCGCCGCCUAAAUUUUACCAGAGCCGAGACGAGAUAGCGCUGAUUGCGAAAGAAAGAGUGCCGGACACGACGAGAAACCCUCUAGCGCUGACAGAUACAGAGUACGCAGCUUCAGCAACCGCUCAAGUUGGCGCUGACGGUCAGCAUUUGACUGCAUCUUCCUCAUCAGCAGGUGGUCAAUCUGCAGACCCUCCUAAAGCCUCUUUCGCGUCCAUGCGAGGCAUGUUUGGGAAGAAAGCCUCAGAGCCGCAGCGGCAGCACAUCGAGGUAGGAGAUCGCGGUGCUGCUUUUCAAGCAAUUCAGGAGCACAACAUGGACCCGAUGCACUACACCUCCUCGUCUAGUGGUAGCUUUCACCACGACAAGAUGCGAGAAAUCUACCAUAAUAGCCUGCCAGGCGGGGUUCCAGGCGGAUGGUCUGCGAGCAGCAGCAAAAACACGACCCUGUCCAGCUUUGGCCCGGGAGGAAAUACCGUUACAGGGCGGCCAUCGGGUGGCGCAUUCUUCAAUAGUACAGUUGGCGGCGCAAGAUCUUCAUCGGCGUGUGGGGGAGCAGGAGGAAAUAUGGGUGAGUCUAUUUCUUCAACCGUACUAGGGACGAUCACAGGCAAACCAGGCACGGAUAUGCAGCAGCAAAUGACAGGGGCAUCAUUCGCGCCAAGUGGAAGCUCUGUGUCCUUCUUAACAAAGGAGAUCAAAGAGCCGCCAGAUGGAUGUGGUCGUGGAGUAAGCAAAGAUAACCCGCCACAAGCAGACGUGGACGGAAGCAUGCCUUCCGCAAAAGACGCGCUUGCGGCGGGCUGUGUUGUCGCCGCCGACCCGCGUCAAGUAGAACAUGAAGAGGAAGAGGACAACGAUACUGUAGAUCCGUUCGCGCCGCCGCCUUCUGCGCCCAAGAAGGACUACAAACUGCGUUUCGAAGACCACUCGGAGGAGCAGAGCUGUAAUCGGUAUUUGAGCGACGUGGCGGCCUCCGUGGACCCCUUUGCGAAGAUCUUUCAGGACACGGUGGACGACCUGUGCUGUAAGAUGGCAAGAUUCGAACAUCGACACGUUGGCUUCGAGCUCAUCGCGCAUGCUUUUCCCGAGAACUUCGAUUUUGCUGCGGGCUCGCGCACGGAGCAAGCUGACAUGAUCUGCCUGUUGGCGAUUUGCAAAAUUUCGAGUGUCUUCUCGCAGUCCUGAGAUACUUUUGCUGCAGAUCGUAUCUGGCAAGUGCCAGUUGCGAAGUUCUUUUGACUAGUACCAGAACAUUGCUCAUCCCUAAACAUGUUUUUUGUUGACUGAUGUUGUAUUGCUUCCGACUACAUUCAGAGAUCACUCUUUAGAGUCGGUCGAAACUCUUCAGGUGGACAGUUGAUGUACAGAUGACUCAUGGUUCAGUUGUCAUACAUAGUUAAGCACCACAGCCACUGUUCAUAGCAUUCCUUUGCUGUAUGGCAUGGACAACGAGCACGAAAUCGAUUAGUUACCAGCUUCAAAAGAAAAUCUUACUCUUAACCGUAUUUGCAAUAGUAACCAACAUAACCGCAAGUAACCAAGUAGACUCCCGAUGAUCCGCUUCUUUGAUUCAACGUCGAGAUCUUUUCUCCUAUUUGGAUCCAUGAAUUCAAUCGCUUAAACAAUCUAGGUGACUGUAGCCGGCCAGAAUAUACUACAGGCUAUGACGGUUACGGAAGAUGACUAUGUUUUUUCACGAACGACUACCCGCCAGUAUGAAACCCUUUUUCAUGAUUCGUGCUGCUGCUGCUGACAUUCAGACAAGACAGAUAGACUAGUCGUUUUUAUGAUGAAUGCAGGACAACUAUGCAUGUGAAGGACCGACUAAUAUACAAGAAGUGGAUUCAUAAAAUGUACCGAUUCUGCUCGCCAGUAGGCGAUUUCUAGCGUGUGACGAUACGACUCUCUCCUCCUUGACUAUCUCCAUCUUCUAUCAGUAUCACUACAACAAUGUGCUCCAAAAAAUGCUCAUGAUGAUCAAUAUCUUUCGGUUUUCUUUUUCGAAUGGACUGCAAACCCCUGCUACCGGACCCGUGUGGAAUCCCCACAAUGAUCCUGUCAGCCCCGUGCAGUUCUUAAGGCUGACUCAACCAUGUCCCCACGAUAUAGAGCUACCGUAUCCAACACUAGUCCAGAGAAGGAAUACGUUGUGAGCCAUGGUAGGUGCUCCACAGCACUAACAUGCAACAAGUGAAGAAACAGGUAAGGAAUCUGAGAAUUUAAACGAUAUUGAUUACCGCCACCGUACCGUUCGCACUCGCAUGUACUAUCCAAAUCCAAAUGCAUAUUUCGCAAG
This is a messenger RNA of Amoebophrya sp. A25, 14009 nucleotides long. Lineage: Eukaryota; Dinophyceae; Syndiniales; Amoebophryaceae. The record is from the annotation of a GenBank genome assembly.